Neurospora tetraspora is the source of this 1617-nucleotide messenger RNA. RefSeq lists its product as uncharacterized. Lineage: Eukaryota; Fungi; Ascomycota; Sordariomycetes; Sordariales; Sordariaceae. The transcript is spliced from 3 exons. The record is from RefSeq and is a predicted model, not a curated record. The coding region runs from base 161 to 1285 and encodes 374 amino acids.
GAGCAUAGACGCCCCGAGUCUCAAGAGCUUAAUUCGACGACCGUGAUACAUCGAGGAACCAACCCAACCCCUCCAGCGCUACACCGCGGUGUUGCCAGUUGAAACAAACAACAAAUAAAACAUAUCAACACCACCGACUCAUCAUCACAGAUUGGCAACAAUGGGCUGGAAAGCUUGGGAGCUCGACCCGGAGAAGAUCCCCCUCUUCAAAUUGAUCUUCCACGUUGCCCAGAUUGUUUUGGCCUUUGUAGUAUGGUGUUUGGAGAUUGCCGUCUUCAAGGCUGAUAAGGUGCCCAUCAAUGGCCAAAUUGGCUGGACCUUUGCAGUGUUCUUCAUUUCGAUACCCGCGUGGAUCUACCUAGGCAUGGCCCCGCGCUUCCCUCGGACACGCAAGCUCGCCCAGCCGCAUGCCAUGCUCGCUGUUGACGCCGCAUUCGCCAUCAUCUGGAUUUCUGCCUUUUCCACCCAGGCUGCAUUUAAUACUGCUGGAUCAUGCAUGUCUGUAUGCGGCAUCAGCAAGGCCAUCGUCGGUCUUGGCUUCUUUGUUUUCCUCUUCUUCUGUGUCACCACGUUCCUGAGCAUCUACACCCUCAUGUAUUACAAGUGGAACAACCGCCUCCCCGGCUACGACAACCUGCACGCCCGCAACCAGAACAUCGACCCCGACAAGGCCGCCUUUUCGCUCGCCCCCCACGACGAAGAAGCCUACGCGCCCGUCAACAUGAACGACCGGGACGACGAGCACAGCCAGAUCGGCGGCGGAAUCGGCGGCCACUCGGACUACGACGACACCAACACGCACCUCGGCGGCCAGAUGGGCGGCGGCGGCGGCGGACGCUCCGACUACUCAGACCCCUACGGCGCCCCGACGGCUAGCAGCCUCUCGGUCGACCCGUACCGGGGCCACACGCCCCUGAGCAACAUGACGCCCGAUCCGUACCGCGGCCAGACCCCUCUGAGCAUGAACACGGCCCACACGGUCGACCCGUACCGCGGCGCCACCCCCCUGACCGAUUUAUCUGCUGACCCAUACAACCGCGGCGUGACGCCGAGCUACCUGGGAAGCCAAACCAGCCGGUACGGCGCCAGCUCGGUGGCGCCGUCGGAGAACCCGUUCAGGCAGGAUAACCCGUUUGAUAAUGACAACGACUAUCAAUCCUCCGUCGGCGGCGGGAGCAGGUAUGCGCCGCCUAGCGUGCAUGAUGGGGACUACGAGGAUGAGCCAUCGACGAGAUUCCCCGCCGCCCCCUACGGCCGGGUAGGAAUCGAACGUGGGAACGUGUAAAAAGGGAUAAAAGAAGAAGGGAGGGGAACUGAAGUCAUGGGAUUUGGAAGAGCUGGACUUGGCUGGUUGACUUUGGAUUUGGAAGCGGAUAAAAUACCGGGUAGCCAAGGUAUACGCUGCAGCAUGCUUAGGUCAUGUGUAAAGUGUCUUGGCUACCUGCUUUCUCUUUUGUUACUUAUGGGGGCUGGCUGGCAUUAGACGAAACAUUUGGGCUUUUUCUUCUGUAUGUAUGUGUGUAGGCUUUUGCUUUAUGGGGUGUCGUUGGCGAGGCGUCACAGGUCCUUGUUGAUUUAUCAUGCAUGAAAAAAGGAGAGAGAUACCUUUAUGAUUCA